AUGUCUUCGACCAUGCAGUCCAACACCAAUGCCGCCGCCCAGACCAGCACCGAGCUCUGGCGAUGCGCAGACCGGUCCUGCAACACGGGCCAGACUUACCUCUCCCGCGCCGAGUACGGCCGCAAAGUGGUGAGCGACUUCUUCGGCCGCAACAAGCGCGAGACGAAAGAGAUCCACGCCGAUGUCUGGCACAUGAUGUGCCGCAAGUCAUACCAGCGCAGCAAGUACGCCGCCGAGAAGGCCGGCCCGAAGCCCCUGUGCGAAUUCUACCUCGAGCACAUCAAGGCCCAGCUCGAGCGCAUCCGCUUGUGGCGCCCAGAGGCCACCUUCACCAUCCAGCUCGAGCGGCCGGCCAAGCAGCGCCUGACCCUCUACCACGACGCGUUGCGCCGCAAUGGCGGCAAUGCGGGUGAGGCGAAGGCCGCGGUCGCCGUGCAGCCGGCUCUGGGCGCCAAGGGCAAGGUCAAGCCGCUCAGCCUCGUCGACGCGGUGAAGGUCGAGCACGCCGAGCACAUCGACGCCUUCUUCUCCGGCAGCAACAAGUCGCUCGACUACCUGGUGUCCACCGUCGUGCCCUGGAUCGAAGGAGAGGUCGAGAGAGACUCGAUGGUGCAGAUGCCGCCCAUCGAGUUUCUGCUCCACAAGCCCGCCGCUGGCGAGGUGGUCCACGACCCCUCGACCAACUACGAGCGCUGGGUCGCGAGCGUCGACGGCGUGAGCUUCCCGGCCUCGGCCUCUCCUUCACCGCCGCCGAAGAAGCGCAAGUCGCCCACCAUCACCAUCAACCCCCGCCGCGCCGCCGAGCUCCUCGCGAGGCCGCCUCCCACGCUCAAGCUCAACUUCAAGAAAGCCGCCGAAUCUCUCGCUGCCUCCCCGCCCAGCAUCCAUCUACCACGCCCAGCAAGCGACCUCCCGCUGUACAGACCCCCACCGCCAAUCGGGGAGAGCAGCAAGAAGCGCAAGCGACCCGCCUCCAUCGACACCGCCCUCGCCAACGGCACCGGCACGACCGCCCCGGCCACCCCCGGCAGCGCCUACACGCUGGUCGACGUGCCUCCCAUGAUGCGUCGUGGUAUGGUGUUUGGUGGCGGUACCAAGACGUAUGUUCGUCGUGACGAGCGGGAUGGUCAUGAGAGUGAGGCUGAGUGCGAUGAGAGUCCGUUGGCGAAGAAGAGCAGAGUUGAUUGA
Messenger RNA from Zasmidium cellare ATCC 36951, 1188 nucleotides. RefSeq lists its product as uncharacterized. The transcript has 2 exons. Lineage: Eukaryota; Fungi; Ascomycota; Dothideomycetes; Mycosphaerellales; Mycosphaerellaceae. The record is from RefSeq and is a predicted model, not a curated record. The coding region runs from base 1 to 1188 and encodes 395 amino acids.